Messenger RNA from Olea europaea var. sylvestris, 1176 nucleotides. RefSeq names its product dnaJ homolog subfamily B member 6-like. The record is from RefSeq and is a predicted model, not a curated record. NCBI's taxonomy places the organism in Eukaryota, Viridiplantae, Streptophyta, Magnoliopsida, Lamiales, Oleaceae. The transcript is spliced from 6 exons. The coding region runs from base 305 to 1033 and encodes 242 amino acids.
UUAACCACAAAAAACAUCUUUCAAUAUAUAUAAAAAUAAUUCAUUCACAUUCGAUUGUUUAUGUAAAUCCGAGGAUAUAAAUUUUUAUAAAGCCUGCUUCUGGAGGCUUCUUUUAGUCUCAGCGCGUUGGAAGGGAGAGUGAUAUUCAUCUCCCUACAAGUUGCGUAUCCUACUCCUCAAAAAGAUAUGGAGUAAUCUUUUGCAUUUGUUGAAUAUUUAUGCGUUAUAUAUAACAGGGUCGCAACUUUCAAGUUUUUGGGAAAUAAAAUUCGUCGACAAGAAUUUUUUUGUGUGGGUUUAAAAAAUGGCAGCUGAAGAUGAUAAAAGCAAUGAUUUUUAUGCGAUUUUGGGUUUGAAGAAGGAAUGCACUGCAGUAGAGCUAAAGAUUGCGUAUAAGAAGCUGGCACUGAAAUGGCACCCGGAUCGUUGCGCGGCGUCAGGGAACUCAAAGUACGUGGAGGAGGCUAAAAAGAAAUUUCAGGCCAUUCAACAAGCCUAUUCAGUGCUUUCGGAUGCCAACAAAAGGUUUCUGUAUGAUGUAGGAGUAUAUGACUGUAACGAUCAUGAAGACGAAGCUGGUAUGGGUGGUUUCUUGAAUGAAAUGGCAGAGAUAAUGAAUCAAAAUAACUCCAAUGAUAAUGGAGGGGAGAGCUUGGGGGAGUUGCAGGAACUAUUCGACGAGAUCUUCCAGAGUGACAUUGAGCCAUUCAGUUCUUUUUCCCAUUCUUCAACCCCUUCUGUAUGUUCUUCUUUUAAUGGAAUCUCUAGUGCCAGCAACAAGAGAGAUUCCUCAGAAAUUAGCUCAGGCAAUUUGAAGGUUGGAGGUACUCAAUUUGAAGGAUUUUGCAUGGGGGUGGAAUGUUGGGGAAACAACAGUCGGGAGAAAGCGGCAGGAAGAAGAAUAUCCGCAAGGGCCGGAAGAAGUAGGGGGGACUGCCAUGAUGUCUCGUCGAGUAUCUUAAUAUUUCUGUUGGUAGAAGACGAUGCAGCCUUAUCGAAGCAAUUGAAAACCCCGUCACGUUUGUCCCUCUAGCUAGGCCUAAUUCGGCAUGUAAGACGAGUACAGGAAUUUGAGACCUUUGGUGGAGAGUUUUACUUUUUAGAGUGUAACAGUUUGAAGUCACUGUGGGGAUUUUAAAAAUGAAAUUUAAAUAAUUAGAUGUUUCUUCUUUUAUA